Messenger RNA from Dermacentor albipictus, 993 nucleotides. Its product is annotated as RNA transcription, translation and transport factor protein. Lineage: Eukaryota; Metazoa; Arthropoda; Arachnida; Ixodida; Ixodidae. The record is from RefSeq and is a predicted model, not a curated record. Gene Ontology annotation, cellular component: tRNA-splicing ligase complex. Gene Ontology annotation, molecular function: RNA binding. Gene Ontology annotation, biological process: tRNA splicing, via endonucleolytic cleavage and ligation.
ACUCACUGGUCGUGUUGCGAGUUGCGAAGUAGUUAAAAACUGCCGGCGCCGGCUUUGUUGUGUCGUCCUCGUCAUUACUUUAACGCGUGGACGGGCCAGCGUGGGCCAUCUGUGCGAGAUGUUCAAGCGAAAGUUGACCGCGCUUGGAUUCAACAACACGGACAAUUUCAACAUUCAAAGCCAAGGGGAGUUCCGCAGCCUGGUGGCCUGGCUUGAGGACCAAAAGAUCCGCCACUACAAGCUCGAGGAGCGAGCUGCCCUGCGAGCCCUGGACGCCCCAGGAUGGAUGCAGGCUUUUGAAACGUACCUACAAGACCUGGCCUGCCCGCACAAGGGUUCGGACACAAAGACCGUGCUAGACUGGCUGCUCGGAAUGGCAGUGCACCUUGAGUACUCGGAUGACCCGGACAAGUACGUGGAGGCCAGCAAAAAGGCAGAGCAGGAUACGGGCGCCCCCAAGAUGGUGCACGCAAACCCGCUGGACGACCUGGACUUUGACUGCCAAGAGUUCCGACAGGGGGUGCAGGCACUGGCGCAGUACCUUGGGGUCACCCAGCAUCCGGAUCACCUUGUGACACUGCAGGGCGUUUGUGCAUUGAUUCAGGAGCGGCUCUCCACUACCAGCCAGGAGGCGAUCAAGCAGCGCAGCACACAGGGCAAGCCUUAUCCAUUGAAAGAGAGCAGCCUAGGCUUCGACACUGGAGACCCUGUGCUGAACCAAGCGGCCAAGGUGCUACGGCUGCUCUACGUGCAGGACCUGCGUGACCUGCAGACUCGCAUAAACGAAGCCAUUGUGGCCGUGCAGGCCAUCACGGCAAACCCAAAGACCGACACCCGGCUGGGAAAAGUGGGGCGCUAGACGCAUCCACCACCACCGCCAUACUCCAGUGCCUGCUCGCUCUCUCAAAUGGACGCAUCUGUGUGUGUGCGUGCAUGUGUAUGAACUGUCUGCUGGUCCUGUUCAGUGUUGUGCAUAAAGCUGCCUAGCAGAUA